AUGAACUCGCUGUACACGCAAGGCGUGCGCCAGACGAACUCGAUCCAGGCCGACCUCGAACGCCUCCGGAAUGGCGAGAAGUCGGCGUCGCUGCUAGGGCAGAUCUCUGCGUCGCUGAGUGCGAUGCAUAGGACUAUCGAAGAUUACGACUCCAUGGCCAAGCGCGAAAUCAUUAAGGCGAAGCAGGAGAAGGCUGUAAUGCGCGUCCAAAAGUUCCGCACAGACUACGCAGAACUACGGGCACAGUUUGAGCGCGUGAAGUCAGAGCACGAAGCAGCGACGCGAGCCGAGCUCCUGUCUGGCGCAUCCUCAUCAACAACACCCCUCACACCCGCCCCUGGAGACACGCGGCGACGAUACGCGACGGGAGGGCCACAACCAGUGCCCGAAGAAAUAUCCGAGUCGCCCUUCCGCGGGUCCACACCCUUGAACAUGAACGGCACCUCGCGCGAACACCACGCGCUGCGCGAGCACUCAUUCAUCCAGAACACAGACACGCGCCUCGAUGAGUUUAUCGCGCAGGGCCGGGCGGUGCUGGACGACCUUGUCGACCAGCGGAACGUGCUGAAGGGCACGCAGCGGCGGCUGCUCGAUGCCGCAAAUACCCUUGGCCUCAGUAGGGACGUCAUUGGCUGGAUCGAGCGGCGGAGUACGCAGGAUAUGUACAUCUUCUUUGCGGGCGCGGUGUUCACAUUUAUCUGCUUCUACUUUAUAUGGAGAUAUCUGGGUUGAUUCUGGCGUCGGUUCUGCUCCCAUCCUUUGCUCCCGGACUUUGUAUAGUAGCUGGGUUACUAAUCUCAUACCUAUCGGUACUCUCU
Molecule: messenger RNA, 818 nt
Organism: Trametes versicolor FP-101664 SS1
Lineage: Eukaryota; Fungi; Basidiomycota; Agaricomycetes; Polyporales; Polyporaceae
Product: golgi SNAP receptor complex member bos1
Exons: 5
Coding region: 1-732 (243 amino acids)
Biological process (GO): vesicle fusion; endoplasmic reticulum to Golgi vesicle-mediated transport
Cellular component (GO): Golgi apparatus; endoplasmic reticulum membrane; late endosome membrane
Molecular function (GO): SNAP receptor activity; SNARE binding
Source: RefSeq, a predicted model, not a curated record